Molecule: messenger RNA, 10798 nt
Organism: Ceratina calcarata
Lineage: Eukaryota; Metazoa; Arthropoda; Insecta; Hymenoptera; Apidae
Gene: Mctp
Product: multiple C2 domain and transmembrane region protein
Exons: 10
Coding region: 2626-5532 (968 amino acids)
Biological process (GO): regulation of neurotransmitter secretion
Cellular component (GO): synaptic vesicle membrane
Molecular function (GO): calcium ion binding
Source: RefSeq, a predicted model, not a curated record
CUCGUGGGCAACUUUAAACGGCGGGUAACAAACAAUUGGAAGCUCUCUAGCAGACCGGGCGCCACCCACGCAGUGGAAUAUCGAAAAACGAUAAGUUCCUCGACGGUGAACUUUGACAGUCUACGAUUAGAACCUAGCCAGUAUUACAGUCGAAAGUUUCAAAGUGUGGACAGACAGCUAUCAACAAAUAACUAUAGUCGAGUGUUACACAGAAUUCUAUAGAAUAGGUUUUAAAUUAUAGAUGCCCGCUUUAGGAUACAGGCGUCUCUGAUAAGAUUUGAUAUCAAGACAAUCAAUUGAAGACAAUGACAGAUAAUAAUCAUUCUCGAUAAUACGAUAAUUUUUUACUAAGUAGAAGUGAUGUUACUUAAUUAUUAAGUAACUCACGUUUCUAGAGUAUAAUUAAGUUCAGUUUAAUUUACGAUGACCACGUCAGAUCUAAUGAAAAAAAGUCAUACUACAUAUGUAUAAAGAUUGUGAGAUUCAUCGUUGGAUAAAAAAUUGAAAGUUCAGUUUAAUUCAGAAUGACCAUGUUAGGCUUAAUGAAAAAAAAAGUUAUAAUACAUAUGCAUAAAGAUUGUGAGAUUCAUCGUUGGACAAAAAAAUUGAAAAAUCAGUCUGACGUCGAUAGUUCGAAGUAUAAAUACAGCUUCUCAGGAUAUGACAUAACCGAAUGCAAAUUGCUGGCUUGCGAUUGUGCUAUGAUCCAGCAAACAUGUGUAGGAUGUAAAGUACAUACAUAAAUGAGUACAUAAUGUUCGUGAUUGUACAUAGUUGCACGUCAGGGGUUUCUGUAUGUCAGGUGAACGUCAUAAUCAAUAUUUCUACGAAAAAGCCGUAACGAGCCGCUCCCACGUUAUGACGAAUAGGAGAAGACACCAGCCGAUUUUGUAAUUUGACUUUGACCCAAAUUUCGAAAGAAAUCCAACAGCAAAUUCUCAUUAAGUAUUGUGAAAAUGAACACGUUCGUUGUAAAUUAGUUCUUUUUUAGGAAGUUUUCCUUGCAAUUACGUAACAGUUUUGUUAUAUUGCCACAAUAGGAGCAUUAAUCAAACUGAACUAAGUUAAAAGUUUUACUGUUCAUUUUUAAAACACUUGAAAUUCUCCCAGAAACUUUGUUUUAUUAUCUACUUAACUGAUUGCAUAAAGUUUUGUUUUACUUUUAUUUUAUUUAAAUAAUAUUUAAUGAUCAUUUUUUUUUAGUAAUGAGAACAUAAUAGCAUAUCGGUUUGAAGGUAAAAUUGAUAUGGCAGGCGUUAAUGGAUCCGUGGAUGAAAUUAGAAUUUAAGUCGUCACACGUGCUAUUCAUUGUCACGAUUCUGUAUAAAACAACGUUCACAGUUUUUCACGUUUGAAGAUACUGUUGAAUUAAAAAGAUUCGCUUUAUGUAACAAUAUCAAUCGACUUUAAAGAGAACUUAAUUGAACAGUAAUUAACAAGUAGAAACAAGGUAUUAAUCACUGUGCAAUAGUUAAAUAUCAUGCCUAUAGUUUAAGCUUACAGGAAAUUGGAUGAGUUUCGAGGUCGUUUUGGAAAUUUACGUUCAUGGUCAAGAUUGAUAAAUUUCGUGUUUGAAAUAAUCUUAAAAAAUGAUCAACAUUCUUAUGUAACUGAAAGUUUUGAAAAAAUAGCUUUUAUACAAAUAAAGCUGAAAGCACAUUUUUAUCAUUACACAAUAAAAUUCUUAUUAAAGAAUUGGGAAAAUAAUGGGAGAUUAAAAUCGGUGGGUUACGCCAAUGCGAGCAGCACAUUAAACUUAUGUUCGCGAUAUCGCGAUGUUUACUUCCUCAUGAGUUUGGAGAGGGAGAGACAGGCUCGGCUGUCGAGUUAAAUCCUAUCGUUAGCCAGUAACGCACCGACACUUGUGUAAGCACGGUGCUCGCGGUCUUAUCUCACCGUCAAAAGUCAUUACACCUGCAACCACUCUAAACAUUUAGUAUUUUUACUUAAAAAAACCUAGCAAAUACUAAAUAGUUUCCAAAUAGAUAUUUCGUGUCCGCAAUAAUAAUAAAUUCUUGUGUGAACGUGUUGUAAAAGGAAAUAACGACCAAAGUUGUAAUAUCAUUGAGACUGAAACGAAGAUGAAUGGCGUCCAAGGAACAGCAAAGAAGACUCGUUAGCAUUAUUAACGUGUGGACAUGGUUGCCAAUCAUCAAAAUUAAAUUGCAAGUUAACUUGAACAGUGGAAGAGUAUUUUCAAUAGCAGUAUUCAUAAAAGAUCUCAACCUUGACCAAAGAAUUAUUUAUUCAAAUGACCAACCGUGAGUUUCCUUCACUUCCACUCAAAUUCCACUUAUAAAAAAGAAGGAUUAUCUCAAGGGAAACUCGUUUUUAAGUAAAAUAGGAUGGAAAAAGAACUCGAGACUGAAACAAGUCUCGAACAAGCAUAAUAUAACUCGAAAACAGAAAAAGUUAAGCUCGACAAGAAACAAGAAGAGCUGACAAGAAAUACUUUAAGAUAGAAGCGAUGAGAAAGAAACUUUCUCUGUUACUUAUCAGUUUUUUCAACAAUCCAGGGAACCAAACGAUAAAAAUGAUACCAACCAGCAGCAAAAGUAACUUGUAUAACAGCUUCCAGCCACAAUAAAGGUUCAGAAGGGAAGGCAGCCUUCAGAAUUUGGAACGAUGGACCAGGAACCGAUAAAUCGUACCGGAAGUGGGUUUUGGAAACGGGACAAGGUGGGCGACUCGUCCGAAAACUCUUUCACAAAACUGUCGAAGUUAUCCAACAAAACAACCUCGAGCGAGGAGUGCAACGAGAACAAAUGGAAAAAAUUCUGGGAUCAUCAUCGCGACAGAUUUUCUCACAAAGAGGAUUCCCCAAAGAACCGGUCAUUCGACGGUGAGGUGGACGCGAUUUUCAAAAGAGCGAUCCGAAACAAGCGCCUCGAUCGGUUAGACAACAAAUACUCCCGCUCUGAGGAGAGUCCAGAGAAAGACAUUGACAAAAAUGAUGAAAAGCAAAAUAUUGAGGCACCACCUAGAAAGAAGUCAAGUGCUACUCGCUUGAGAGAACUGAGAGAACUUCCUGCACCUGGCGACGAAGGAACUUUCAGAAAAAAGGAUCAGGAAAACAAUGAGGAGAUCCAAGAAGAAUGUGCCUCGGACGUUUCGAUAUGUUUGGAUGCAUCAGAGAGCAGAUUUUCUACACAGACGAACGACGAGAUGGCCACGUGUUCUGCGAGACGGUGGAGCUCGUUGGAGAAUCUGCGGGAUAAGAUGAAGAAAUCGGAGGAAUGUUCCUCUGUGAGAGGAAUAGAAGGCUUGUCUAUCGACAGGCCGGUCAAAAGUAAAGAGAAAAAGACGAUCGGAUCUCUGAAGUCUUCGCUAGGAAGGAAAAUUGGUUCUGUGGAGAGGAUAUUGGAAGAUCGGAUGGAGAAGAUAUGGGAGGAGAACGUAGAAAAGCAUCCGUGGUUGGUACCCAUAGAAUGUUGGAUCGCUGACCGAUGCAAACCUUCAGGAACGUAUUCCAUCGUUCAAAGAAGGCGGAGUAGCUUGGACGAGGGAAAAAAAGAGAAUUUCGAUUUUAAAUUCACCACUCCGGAAGAAGCGGGCAACGAGGGGAAGAUAGAGUGCGGGUUCGAGUACUCGAAGAGGCCUGAGAACGAGAAUUGCAAGUUGAAGAGGUCUGAGAACUCCAAGCUGGAGGUUGACAGUGUCUUGGAGGUGAAGGACGCGAAGCAUUACGACCUGUUUGAUAAGCUGAGGGACAAUGUUAAGGAGAAAAUGGAGGACAUUCAUAGGUACUUCCAAAGGACCAAUCGAUUGGCGGACGUAAAUAGACGACUGAAGUCGCAAAUAUGGAGCUCCGUGGUAACGAUUGUUCUCGUCGAGGCGAAGAAUCUAUUACCGAUGGAUAUAGACGGUCUCUCGGAUCCCUACGUCAAGUUCCGUCUCGGUACAGAAAAGUACAAGUCAAAAGUAGUGCACAAGACGCUGAAUCCUGUCUGGUUGGAACAGUUCGACCUGCAUUUGUACGAGGAUCCUUACUUAGGCCAGGAAUUGGAGGUGACCGUUUGGGAUCGAGACAAAAGCCACCAAGACGAUAUUAUGGGACGGACGAUGAUCAAUUUAGCUACCCUCGAACGAGAAACGACUCACAGGCUUUGGCGAGAGCUCGAAGAUGGAUCGGGAAGUAUUUUUCUGUUGCUCACCAUCAGCGGUACUACUGCUAGUGAAACGAUCAGUGAUUUGGCUGCCCAUGAGGAAACGCCGCGCGAACGAGAACAGUUGUACCAGAGAUACGGGUUGAUGAACAGUUUGCAGAGGGUGCGGGAUGUUGGUCAUUUAACUGUCAAGGUAUUCAGAGCACAAGGUCUCGCCGCGGCCGAUUUGGGUGGCAAAAGUGAUCCGUUCUGCGUAUUAGAAUUGGUGAACGCCAGAUUGCAGACCCAGACUGAAUAUAAAACUCUAGCACCUAACUGGCAGAAGAUAUUCACAUUUAAUGUAAAGGAUAUUAAUUCGGUGCUUGAGGUGACCGUGUACGACGAGGACAGGGACCACAAAGUAGAGUUUCUCGGAAAGGUCGCGAUACCGCUGUUGAAGAUAAGAAACGGUGAGAAACGAUGGUACGCGUUAAAGGACAAAAAACUGAGGGGUCGGGCCAAGGGGAAUUCGCCGCAGAUUCUAUUAGAGAUGAACGUCGUAUGGAACGUGGUCCGUGCCUAUAUUCGAACGCUGAAUCCGAAGGAGAAGAAGUAUAUGGAGCCCGAGAUCAAGUUCAAGAGGCAGGUGUUCCUGCGGAAUGUGCUUAGGCUGAAGGCGAUCAUUGUCAUCAUCAUCGACAUCGGGAAGUAUAUACAGAGCUGCUGGGAAUGGGAAAACAAGAUGAGGAGCAUCAUGGCGCUUGUCAUCUUUAUUUUAGGUUGUUUCUACUUCGAGCCCUACAUGUUUCCUGGAGCAGCGUUCCUAAUUUUGUUAAAGUAUUACCUGCUUUACGGAGACGGAAGUGCAUUCAAUCAAUGGGUUUCCGGACAGGUUGCGGUGUUAACCGGCACCCCCUUGUCCCAUCACUCCAACGCCCACUUCCACGACGAGGUCGACGACGGUCCCACCACGCCUGGGGACGACGACGACGACGACGACGAUAAGGACAAAGAAGAGAAAAAGAGUCUGAAGGAGCGGUUGCAGGCGAUCCAGGAGGUGACCCAGACCGUGCAGAAUUCGAUCGGUUACAUCGCCAGCCUCUGCGAGAGGGUGAAGAAUCUGUUCAACUUCACCGUACCUUACCUAAGCUAUCUAGCGAUAAUCCUCACCAUCCUCGGCGCCGCUGUCUUAUACUUUAUCCCGUUGAGAUACCUUAUCCUCCUGUGGGGCGUCAAUAAAUUCUUCCGCAAGAUCAUCCGGCCUCACUCGGUUCCAAACAACGAGUUACUUGAUCUCAUAUCCAGAGUGCCCGAUGACGAGGAGCUUCUCAAUUAUAGGGAGUUGAAGCCUUUGCCGACGGCGGAUUGCGAGAGGGGCCCCUCGGGCAGCCCGGGUUCCUCGAAUUUAACGCGGCGGGAACAGAGGAAGAGGCACAAGGCCGCGUAGCAGCAUGCCCCGCGGCCGGAAGUCGCGGGUCUACGAUCACCGAGCAUCCUGAGGACGGUCCUGAUGCGUAGCAAACGACUACGCAAAGGAUCGCCGGACAACCCGGAUGUGAUCGACAUAGACUGACUGAGAAACGGCCAUGGCCGUUUCCAGACUCGUAGUCCUUCUAGAACUCGGGGGAGGGGGAUUAUUAUUACGUCUUUCUAUCGUUCUCUCGCGUGGUAUGUCUUCGAUGUUCUGUUCCCGGGAUAGUUUCACUCGUUUUGUUCAAAGGUAACUAGACAAGGAAUGAGCGACCCUAAUCAAUUCGAAUUAUUCAUCGGAACUUGUUAGUGACUUUCUGAAAAACAUGAAGUCCAAUGCAGGCUUGCUUCAAUUCACAGAAAAUCGUGUCUGUUACGAAAAGAAUUAAGAUACUUUUAAAUGGGUUUGCUCAAUUGUAUGUACAAGAUUCGUCGAGAGGUAAAAAAAGAGAUCCAGCAGGUGGUCGAGUUCAGAAUACACCAUCUAGUUAUAAGUGAACUGCAGAUAUUAUGCAUUCAUGGAAAAAUAUGAGGAACACGCGUAACGUGCAAAGAUGUGAAGAACAUCGAAUUAAUAAUACACAUCAUACAAAUAUUUUUGAAAAAAAUCUCGAUCUAGCAUUUUUUAAAUUGAUAUUAAAAAUUAUUUUAGCAUAAAAAUCUGCAGUCCGGCAAGCUUUAAAUGGCAUACCACGCAAAAUUGUACACUAUUUACAAUUAGUCUCUCGUUUUGAUAGUCGGGGGCGUAUUUAAAUAAACAAACAUCGAGAAAUUGAACUGUGAGAACGAACGUGUUUCUUCAGUUAGAUAGCAUUUCCGGAUUAAAAAUUAAACGUGGUAGAGACAUUAGUGGUUUUAUCGAAUAUCGGCUACAAAUGGUGCUGAUGCUGCGUGCGAUGAGUCGUCAGGGAAGUCAAAAUUAUUAGGGAAAUAACGCUGCCGUCUAUUUUUAUCAUCCUUGUCGAUCCGUCGCACCUGUGGCCUCCAUUCUAUUCAGAGAGCAGACUAAUAGAUUGCAUAAAACUUGUUUUGGAAAGAAACAAACGUAGAAGUCGACGGGUAAACCACUGGAAAUAGAUAAGUUUAGGUAGAGAGGUCGAGUACUUUAGAGAGACUAGUAAUUUCAGAAAGAGAAACAAAUAGGGCGGUUACAGUUUUGACUUCCCUGGUAGGGAAAGAUUGAAUUGGCGGACAAACCUUCUUGAAAGUAUCCUGUUCGAACAGGAAGGACCGCGUUUCGAGCAUAUCAAGAGAAAACUGUAGAUAUAGCGAGGAACGUGCGUUCGAUUAGCGUGCAUUAGCUAACAAUAUCGACGGUGAAGAGAUACCAUAGUUAUUUCGCAGUGGAACCGCGCUUGGCUUGAAACGAAAUCCUUUAGAAUUUUUUAUUAUGGCGUAUAUACAUACAGUGUCUUUAUUAAUCGAAUAAAAGAUCAUUUAUAUUUUUCCAACUAAUUUAUACAUUGCGAAUGUGUACAAAAGUCAAUAUUUAAUAUUUUUAUUUAUUAUUUAAAUUAUUCUAAGUUAUUCUUUAGCGCUUAUAUGAAUAAGUAUUACGUGAAGUCGUUAGGCAAGAACUGAAUUUUUAUAAUGAAACAGGCACUCGAUUUUUUAUAUAAAUCAAGAGUGGUUCCACUUUAAGGAAAAGAAUCGCGAGAAUAAUUCCCGCCUACGUGUUAUCCUCGUCGAUCAGUUUCGUCCAUCGGUGUCGUAGAUUAUAGCUGCUACAGAAUCGUUACCAUUGACAGAAAGAUAUUAAAAAAAAAUAUAAAAAAAGCAAAAAAAAAAGACGAAUAUAGUUAUUCCGAGACGAGUUCUCGUUUCGAAUGCGAAGAUUCAAGCGAGAACCGUUUCAAGAGCGACGAACGGAUUGCAAGACCAAUUUUAUAAGCCUUAUUCUUACGAAAUUUUACAUGCUGGACAAAAUUGCACAUUUUUUUUAAAUUCUUUUCAUUACUGAGGAUGAAGAGACGCUAUCAAUUGAAUUGAACAAUUUUGUCCGGUACUGUAAUUAAAAUUAAUUAUAAUAUAGAAUGUUUUUAUUGUUCGUGCUACCUCUCGAGUUAGUCUUAACUUUUAACUUUGAUAUAUUUAACUACUCGCGCGCACUGGUCUUCGUUCGUCGUUCCUGAGACCAGAUAUAUUAUUUAUAGCCUUACUGUCGGAACGACGCCGACGUUAUUUCUCUCUUUAAAUAGUAUUUAAUAUUGUCGAAUUCUUCGUUCCAACGCACACGUUUCACACGUUACUUCUCCCCCUACGAAUACCGAUAUUGUUGAACGAAAACCGACAUCUUUACUUGCGAAAUUUACAUUAAAUUUCAAUAAGAAAUUCUAUCAUUAUAUUGUGUUCCUUAAAAUAUCUUGCAGGUUUUUACAGUUGGUCUAUACAAUUUUUUAUAGUAAUUCUUAACAUAAUUCAUCACACAUGAUACUUUCUUAAAUAUUAAUAGUAUUUUGUAUACAUUUUAUAUGAGGAAAUGUUACGGCAAAGAAAAAUGAGCUGUAGUUUAUUAAAGUCAUAGGAUGGAGUAGUUCGCACGUAAAGGUGAUCGGUACGUGAAAUGAUGGAGAGACAGAAGUUUCUCCGACGAGUUUUAUUACUAUUUUUAUAAAUAACGAUAACCAUCGUGAUUAGAUAACGCGCUCUCCGUAGGACUUUCUUCCUCGCGAGUACUACGACUUUUUUUGCAACUGGUUUUUAUCUUCCAGCGAAUCCGCAAUCCGCGGCCCACGUUACUUCCGUGUUAUUUUACCAUCGUUUCCGGUUAAUUACGAGCCCACGAGUUGUCGUAAAAGCAAUAAUUAAAUUUAUGAUGUAGGGUAAUAGAAACUGUCAGGGUGUUCCAUGAAUUAUUACAAUUACCUCCGGUUAAUUUGAUAUCUUUUCGUGUUCGGUGCAAUAUUUCCUGGCUGCACCCUGACGCGUAUAAAAUGCUAUACGAAACAAUUAUCAAAUCGUUGUACUCUUUGAAUCUACUAAAAAAUUAAUAUAAAUUGUUACAUACACUAUACAUAUACUCUAUUUGGACGUACUUGAAAACUAAAUUAUAUCUUUCCUCUUGUGCCACACUUUAGUGUGACUAGCGUACAGAAAUUGUUAAAGCGUCAUCCCAUAGACAAUGCAAAUUUCUUAAUAAAUCAAAUAUGAGAUAUGAUAACACAAAGUCAUUAAGAAAGACAAUAUAAUAAAUGUUGAAGUAUUCAUUUUUACGGAAUAACUGCAAUUUGUUUUAAAGUAAACAAUAUGUAAUUGUUUAUGGAAUGACCUAAUGAUAAUAAAAAUGAAAUUCGUAUUUUUGAGCACGUUUUAAGCAGUCUAUCUUGAUUAAUAGACUGCGGAUUUUUAUGUAAGGCAAAGGAUUUGCAAUGUCAAUUUAGAAAGUAAACUUUAUUUUACCCUUUAAAGUUAAUAACGAGCAUUUGAAUGGUCUCUACAUAUUUCAAUAUCGAAUGCAUUUUUGUAAAUGCAUAAAAUCCGCAGUGUAUAGAUGAAAAAAUUCGUGUGAACGUUUACUAUCCGGGGAGGGAAGUAACGAGUCGAAUUUGAUUAUUCCUAGCCGCGAUUUUACGGUUUCGUGCCAGCCGAACGAUGAGAAAGCCGGUAAGGGUUAAGGAGAGAUCUCGCCGAUCCUUUUUUUCGCUUUCAUAAUUCGAGGCAUUGACAUCUCAUCUUCACUCGCAUGCUCCUAAGGAGAGAACAUUGAACCCUUUGAAACGUUCCGUACUCGGCGUUCUGUAAGAUUUAAAACGACAGUGAUUAACUUCCUUAUACAAUUUUUAAUUGACGACGUCAAUUCAUUCUUUUAUUAUUAUCGUUGAACUGAAACUUCCUAUUUCAUUACUUUUUCGUGCUCUCGAAAAACUUGAAUAUAAAUCGUUGUUGGAUAACACGAGUAGCGAGUCGUGAAAUUGACGAGUCGUAAACGGAAUAGUAAGAGCUUAGUUAUUGAGCGAGUGCUCUUACCAUAAUCUUUGUAAAGAGAGCAGAGGAAACUGUCACCGGAAGUGGUUCGCGCUUCAAAGGGUUCGAACCCUGUUUCACCGUGGGCCUAAAUCGCGAGGCAAACACAAACGAGUACCGAAGUGAAAAUCGUUUACAUAAAUUGACCGCAGAGGGAAACGAUUCAUUUUUCUUUAUGUCAUCUAGUCAACGAAUUCCGCGUUAGCAAGGUUUGUGAUAUUCGACUUCAUUGCGUUUAGCUAUGUGACCAUUGGACGUGUGAUUUAAAAUGUACUUUUAAACAAACGAAAGCGUGUUUUCAAGAUAAUUUAAUUAGUCGUGACGAUUUUAGUUAGACAAAUUGGAAUUGAUAUUGUCAAGUUUAAUUAGCUUUUCUAUUUGUUAGAUUAUUUAAUUACGCAAUGGACAAUCAGAAGCGUAGUUGAUUUCGAAGAUUUUAAAUCACACGAGGCUGCAUUUUGUACAAUCAUUCCCUGCGAUGUUCCUUCCGCUAAAAUCCGGGUACGUUCGAUUUAUUUGUUAGUUUUCACGGUAAAACUUAGCGUAAAUAUUUGUUCAGUCUUAUUUGUUUUCUUUCUUUUUAAAGAACGUAUUCGGUAGAAUUUUGUCACCGGGAGGAUUUCACGCGCAAUUUUCUACUCUUCCAAUUUUGUACUUCCAACGUGUCUGAGGAGGAUUCCUUUCACGAAUUUUCGAAAGACCAUUUCUCUCUGUUCAGCGCGUCUCUCUAUAAAGGAUAAGGGUAGGAGAUAAAAAAAACUCGCACGUUUUUGGAUUUCUGUUCUUUCCGGAGCGCGAAACAAGGACACGUGCAACAAGAGUACACACACUCACGCUCAUUAUUCUCUCGUACACGCACUUUCGAGUUUGCAUGCUCCAGUUUCUUCGUGUUAUAUUAUGAAUCUUCGUUAAAAGUGUUUCUAGCCGUUAAGAGGAACGCACGAGCGAGCGAGAGAUACGAGUGAUCAUUAAAUUUUUAAGAAAAUUAUAUAGAUUUCGAGAAACGCGAUCGGCUGCGACGAUUCGGAGAACCGGAAGAGAGUGCUGAAAGAAUGUACGGACCAAGUCCAGAUCGUACAAUGAGCAAGGGAAAACGAAAUUAAUUGUAAAUUUAAUCAUUAACGUACAUUAAUUAUUAAAUAUUAUAUAUAUGACUGUUGUUUAGAUCGAAUUCUGGAACUUGGUCGUCGUUCUCGACGAGAUGUACUUACGAUAAGAAGUGAUAAGAUCGUUAUUAUAUUCAUAAAAUUAUAAAUAAAGAAAGCUUUUAAUAUCCAAAA